Mastomys coucha (southern multimammate mouse) is the source of this 2068-nucleotide messenger RNA. RefSeq names its product aspartyl-tRNA synthetase 2, mitochondrial (gene Dars2). Gene Ontology annotation, biological process: aspartyl-tRNA aminoacylation. The record is from RefSeq and is a predicted model, not a curated record. Gene Ontology annotation, molecular function: ATP binding; aspartate-tRNA ligase activity; nucleic acid binding. The coding region runs from base 1 to 1959 and encodes 652 amino acids. Lineage: Eukaryota; Metazoa; Chordata; Mammalia; Rodentia; Muridae. Gene Ontology annotation, cellular component: mitochondrion; cytoplasm. The transcript is spliced from 17 exons.
AUGUAUCUUGGUUCUUGGUUAAGUCGUCUAUGCAGGGGUUUAUCCAUACCCAUCGGAAAGACCAUGCGGCCAAUCUGGGGUUCUCUAUCCAGAAAUCUGGCGUUGAGUUCACAAAGAAUUCCAGAACUCAGUAGCUUUGUUGCUCGGACCAACACCUGUGGAGAGUUGCGUUCCUCCCACUUAGGCCAAGAAGUCACUCUGUGUGGAUGGAUUCAGUACCGCAGGCAGAACACCUUCUUGGUCCUAAGAGAUUGCCACGGUCUUGUUCAAAUUCUCAUUCCCCAGGAUGAGUCAGCUGCAUCUGUGAGGAGGAUUUUGUGUGAAGCCCCUGUGGAGUCUGUGGUAAGAGUAUCCGGGACAGUAAUCGCCCGUCCUCCAGGACAAGAGAAUCCGAAAAUGCCAACAGGUGAGAUUGAAAUCAAGGUUAAAACAGCCGAGCUCCUGAAUGCCUGCAAAAAACUGCCCUUUGAAAUUAAAGACUUUGUGAAGAAAACAGAGGCGCUUCGUCUGCAGUACCGGUACCUGGACCUGCGUAGUUUCCAAAUGCAGUACAACCUCAGGCUGAGGUCGAAGAUGGUCAUGAAGAUGCGGGAAUACCUCUGUAAUCUGCACGGGUUUGUGGAUAUAGAAACCCCAACAUUAUUUAAGAGGACCCCAGGAGGUGCCAAGGAGUUUUUAGUACCAUCCAGGGAACCUGGGAAGUUUUAUUCUCUCCCUCAGAGUCCUCAGCAGUUUAAGCAGCUUCUGAUGGUUGGUGGUCUAGACAGGUAUUUUCAGGUCGCUCGGUGUUAUCGAGAUGAAGGCUCAAGACCAGAUAGACAGCCGGAGUUUACUCAGAUUGACAUAGAGAUGUCCUUUGUAGACCAGACUGGCAUUCAGCGUUUAGUUGAGGGCUUGCUGCAGUAUUCCUGGCCUGAUGAGAAAGACCCUCUAGUGGUUCCUUUUCCUUCCAUCACUUUUGCUGAGGCAUUGGCCAUCUAUGGAACUGAUAAGCCAGAUACUCGCUUUGGGAUGAAGAUUGUGGAUGUCAGUGAUGUGUUCAGAAACACAGAGAUGAGAUUUCUUCAGGAUGCACUGGCUAAGCCCCAAGGAACUGUCAAAGCAAUAUGUGUUCAUGAAGGAGCAAAGUACUUAAGGAAGGAAGACAUUGAGUUCAUCAGAAACUUUGCAGCUCACCAUUUCAGUCAGGAAGUCCUACCUAUAUUCCUGAAUGCCAAGAAGAACUGGAGUUCACCAUUUGCUAAAUUCAUAAUAGAGGAGGAAAGACUGGAAUUAACCAGAUUAAUGGAGAUACAAGAAGAAGACAUGGUGCUACUGACUGCUGGGGAACAUGAGAAAGCAUGCUCUCUGUUGGGAAAGUUACGACUAGAGUGUGCAGACCUUUUGGAGAUGAGAGGAGUGGUGCUCCGAGACCCAGCAGUGUUCUCUUUCCUUUGGGUGGUUGACUUUCCACUCUUCCUUGCCAAGGAGGAGAGUCCCACAGAGCUGGAGUCAGCCCACCAUCCAUUUACUGCUCCUAAUUCCAGCGACAUUCACCUCCUCUAUACUGAGCCAGAAAAGGUUCGUGGCCAACACUACGACUUGGUUUUAAAUGGCAAUGAGAUAGGAGGUGGUUCUGUCCGAAUCCAUGAUGCACAGCUACAGAGGUACAUCCUGGAAACAUUGCUGAAGGAAGAUGUGAAAUUGCUUUCCCAUCUGCUUCAGGCUUUAGACUAUGGGGCUCCCCCUCAUGGAGGAAUUGCCUUAGGGUUAGACAGACUGGUAUGUCUUAUCACGGGAGCACCCAGCAUCAGAGAUGUCAUAGCCUUCCCUAAAUCCUACCGAGGACAUGACCUUAUGAGCAACGCUCCAGACUCCGUGUCUCCAGAAGAGCUGAAGCCUUACCAUAUCCACAUCUUAUGGCCAAAAGACUCAGAAGAGGAGAAGGCGUCCACACCUUCCAAACACAUGAGCUCUUAACUUUUGCUUUCUCUGGUUCAUCAAACCUAAAAUAAGAUCCAGACCUGCCAGACUUUAGAAUCAAGUGUCUGUGUAGAAGCAAGCAAUACAGUGUAAGAAACAGAAGCUA